CCGAAAAACCCACAACAAAACCUUCUGAAAGUCCCCAAUUGCCCGAAGAGAGAGAUAGAUAUAGAGGGAGCGAUGCUACAUGCCUUCGUCUCUCCGGUGGCCGUGACCACACCAACCUCGUGUACCAGGACCACCACGUGGCUCAAUCGUCCCCGUCCAUCACCGAAUUUCCCGGUCAUCCGCCGGCUGCACCAUCUUCUGCAUCUAUCCCAGCCAUGUGUCUGGUCACGUCCUUCCCCAGUUAGGAGUUUUAGUGCCACUGCAUUUGACUUCAAAGGUGGAAAAGGAAUGAGUGGUUUCCAUGAGGUUGAACUCAAAGUCCGCGACUAUGAACUGGAUCAGUAUGGUGUUGUAAACAAUGCUGUUUAUGCGAGUUACUGUCAACAUGGUCGUCAUGAACUUUUGGAAAGGGUUGGCAUAAGUGCUGAUGCAGUUGCUCGUACUGGUGAUGCAUUAGCAUUGUCAGAGCUGUCUCUCAAAUUCCUUGCACCUUUAAGGAGUGGAGAAAGAUUUGUUGUGAAGGUGAGGUUAUCCGAUUCUUCAGCUGCUCGUCUAUUCUUCGAACAUUUUAUCUUCAAGCUACCAAAUCAAGAGGUUUCUUUCUGUCAUCUUUAUACUUACCCUAUUUUCUGAGGAAAAAAAAAACGAAUUCUCAUAAGCACUCAUCUUGAUGCCUGGGCGCUCCAUGUAUGUGGUUGUCCAGCCCAUUUUGGAGGCGAGAGCAACAGCAGUCUGGCUUGACAAAAACUACCGUCCUGUCCGUAUUCCACCAGAGGUGAGAUCUAAAUUUGUUCAGUUCCUUCGGCAUGGGGAAUCCAACUGAUUCUUGUGGUGUUGCAGUUUGGUAAAAACAUUACUUCGUCAAAGAACUGAUGUACUUUUAAUUAUUUUCUGGCUCAUCCUUUGUUUUGGCCUUAAAAAUUUUGAUUUUCGUUAUAUAUAUAUAUAUCUGAAAAGAGCCUCUUGAAGCAUAAGGUGUAGAAUUUCAUACUGGAACUUUUGCUUUUUAUUGAAUGAAGAGAAAAGAAGCAUAGUUACUG
This is a messenger RNA of Ilex paraguariensis (yerba mate), 1040 nucleotides long. The record is from the annotation of a GenBank genome assembly. Lineage: Eukaryota; Viridiplantae; Streptophyta; Magnoliopsida; Aquifoliales; Aquifoliaceae.